AUGGAAGAUUACCUGCGUGUUAAGCUCGAGGAUAUGGAGAAGAGCAAGCGUGAGGUCGAGUUUGAGUUGUUCCGUCUCAAGCAGAACGAGCAGACUGGCUUGGUGGCAGAGGUGGAGGCUAUGCAGGACACCAUCAACGCAGCUUCAAACAAGAUCCGCAACAAAGACGCCAUCAUCGCCGACGUGCAGAACCAACUACUCAAUGAGAAGGAGUACUCAUCAAACCUUAAGAGUACCAUCGACAGUCUCAAGCAAGUCGAGGCCCACAAGAACAGCCAGGUGAUGACUGUCAAGAAGGCGGCUUCCAACAAGCAGCAAGCCGCGCAGGACACGAUCCAGAAGUUGCAACGUCAGCUGGAUGAGAAGUCGAAGGAGGUUGUGCGUUUCAGCACGAAGUGGAAGCGUGCCAAGUUCGACUACGACACUUUGCGCAAGACGCUCGACACUGCUGGAGCCAAGCGCAAGAGUGAUGACGUCGAGCAAGCACCACCAAAGAAGCAGUAUCGUGGCGCCUGCGUUGAGGAUUCGUCUGGUGAUGAGGAUGAUGAGGAGCCAUUGUUGCAGCAGUGGACCCGCAAGACGGCUGUUCCAAUCGCUGGCAUGGCGAAGAUCAAGCUGGAGAAGGAGGAUGAGUAG
Zasmidium cellare ATCC 36951 is the source of this 636-nucleotide messenger RNA. RefSeq lists its product as uncharacterized. The transcript has 3 exons. The coding region runs from base 1 to 636 and encodes 211 amino acids. The record is from RefSeq and is a predicted model, not a curated record. NCBI's taxonomy places the organism in Eukaryota, Fungi, Ascomycota, Dothideomycetes, Mycosphaerellales, Mycosphaerellaceae.